Molecule: messenger RNA, 1083 nt
Organism: Phalaenopsis equestris
Lineage: Eukaryota; Viridiplantae; Streptophyta; Magnoliopsida; Asparagales; Orchidaceae
Exons: 1
Coding region: 1-1083 (360 amino acids)
Source: RefSeq, a predicted model, not a curated record
AUGGAAGCUUCAGAAAAAAGUUGGCAAAGUCCUAAACCAGUGGAGCUAGGAUGCUUUUGGGAUCUACUAAAUGGGGUGGAGAAGGCAAAAAAUGAGCUGAUACAAAUGGAGCAAGGUCAUAGUAAUGGGCUAGUAGAUGAGGCCUCCCUUUUGGAAGAAAAUGAAAAAUUGAUUCUUGCUAUCAAGUGGGAAGAACUUUUCUUAAAACAAAAGGCUACCAAAACCAGGUUUAAUGAGGGGGACAGAAACUCAAAGUAUAUUCAUGCUUGCAUCAAACAUCAAAGGAAGUGCAACACCAUACAUUUUAUUAAAGAUGAUUAUGGCAAUUGUAUCAAGGAUGAAAAAGGGAUUGCUGAUAGUGCAGUGCUAUAUUGCCAGAACCUCAUGCAAUGUCAACAGGCUGAAAGGGAGCAUGUAGAAAGUAGCUUAUUCAAUUCUGAUAAUGAACACACUACCAACUUGAAUCUAGCUGAAAUCCCAGAGGAGGAAAUCACACAGGCCUUACAUACAAUUGAUAGUGCCAAAGUUUCUUGCCUUGAUGGAUUUACUGCUGACUUUUACAAGAAAGCUUGGGAGGUGAUUAAAGAAGAUGUUAUCAAGGCAAUUCAGUACUUCUUCAAAGGAAACACAUUACCUCAAUAUUUUAGUCAUGUUGUCAUAACUUUCUUACCCAAAACCUCUAAGAAAGAUAAAUGGAAUCAGUACAGAACUAUUAGUUUAACUAAUGUUAUCAGCAAGACAAUCAGCAAAAUUUUGGUGAGGAGGAUCCAAUUAGUGCUCCAAUUCAUUGUCAGCCAAAAACAAGCUGCCUUUGUGAAGGGGAGAAGCAUUAGUGAUAAUGUUUUUCUUGCACAAGAGCUUCUAUUGGAUCUGGAGAAACCUUGCAGGGGGAACAUGAUUUACAAGUUGGAAUUAAAAAAGGCAUAUGAUAUGGUAAAUUGGGAAUUCAUUAUGGAAAUAUUGAGGGCUAGAGGAUUUACACUUAAUUCCUGCAGGAUUAUUAAAAGAUGGUUAGAGGGCAAUGCAAAUUCUAUCCUUAUCAAAGGGAAAUCUCAUGGGUUUUCAAGGCAACAAGAGGACUGA